GCUGUUAUUUGUCGUUCGUUUAGUAAAUUGCAAUUUCUUUGUGUUAUUCGAUGUUUCUGCAUAACAACCAUUUGUUUAUAACCAGCCUCUGGCUUAUAGCUACACUGCUAAAACCCAUCGCAACAAUGCAAGUUUGUAUUAUUAACCAUGAGAAGUAUACUCAAACAUGACAGGUCCGUGCCUUGUUGAGUUCGGUAAAUCUGGCAUUAUUGUUCAGCUUAUCCCCUUGGUAACCGGCACAAAACAUCUCUGACCGCUGAUGCACGGCCUAAUGGAUAUUUACAUUAUUGUAAACGGCACGGCACAUGAAUUCAUGACCUAAUCGGUCGAUUUCUUUUGCUCUACCAAAAUUGCGAUCUGUUAUUUCCGGCUGCGAUUCCUUGCUUAAACAUGGAGCUUUCUUCACAUAACAAGACUGCUUAGAGGAUACGGAUCUACGACUGGAGUAUCAUUUGUAAGACAAGACGGGAAACGUGGUCAUAGCAAUUAGAUCUAAAUAGAGGUCCCAACGAAUACACAAUUGAUGCUGAUUCGCAAAGGUGAUAUAGUGAAUAACUAAAGGUUUCCUAAUGUAGAAGAUGCUACAGUAGGAGUGGACUAUAUGAUUUAUUGGACUUUAUCCAUGAAAUUUCGAGGAACUGAUAAAUAUGGCGGUAGCCAGACUCUAUAGAAAACCCGUAGGAUUACCAGCGAUGAAAACUACUUCAAAGACCGUAAUAUUCUACAAGAAUGGCGACGUAUUCUCCAAAUAUCCUGUAACAAUCACACCACGGAAAUACCGAAGCUUUGACAUACUACUGGCGGAGUUAUCAAUGAAAACGGAAUUACCCCAGGGUGUUCGAUAUCUUCUCGACAAAGAAAAUGGCGCCCAAGUUAAAAAUAUCGAAGAUUUGCAGGAUGGCAAAGAGUAUGUUUGCGCUUCUAACGCUAGAUUAAAAAGACUUGCUUAUGGCAAGAAGGGCCUGCCUGGCUGGAGAUCAAAACAGCACAUUGAUCUACCUCCGAUAACCAACCCACCGCCUACAAGAAAUUUAGGAUCAACGGGUAGCAGUGAUAACCGGACACACUAUCGUCGCAUAGAAACUAAAGCGCCUAGACGAUUAGAACCACUUAAACCGAAUACCGCCUCGCGGACUAGUGUCAAACCUAGAAUUGUUAGUGUUUAUAGGAAUGGCAAACCCAAGGAAUCCGCUAAAAAGGUAUUAUUAAACAAACGGACAGCGCAAACACUCGAUCAAGUCUUAGAUGAGGUAAAUCAUGUGUUUGGUCCUUCAAGCGGAUCUAAUGUACAAAAGUUGUAUACCACGAGCGGCAAGCUGAUCACAACUGUUGCGGAGUUAUUCCGCGAAAAUAAUGGGAUUUUUAUUGCUGUCGGAAGUGAAAGGUUUAAAGCGGAUGAUUUAGAGAGUAUAAAUGCGGAGGACGCUAAACAGGUUACUAGUCAUCAGCGAGUACUCAAACUACAUCACGGCAACGAAGGAAUUCGUCAUAACAGAGACAUCAAACACCAUCCCAAACACCAAGAUGUAUCGCCCAAGGCGAGUACGGAUAACGCACUGCCCAAAAUUACCGAUUCUAAUAAUAACAGGGAUUAUAGCCAUACAAAAGCCGAUAAUAAUAAUAAAGAUUUGAAGUCGCCAAAUGAACGUAAACCACAAAGCCCCAAAUACAAGCGACCACUAGGUAAACAAACUGAUAGCACAGGAAAUGCUAGCAAGCAAACCAAUGCUGUUGAAAACAAUGUGGACUCAGUAAAGCUACCUAAGAUCGGAGACGGCCAUUUAGUAACAAAACAGCAAGAGACAAUAGGCCAAGAAAAUGAAGGUCAAAUCACAAGCCCCCGCGACCCGCCGUCCGAACCUGUCCGAGAAACCGGACGGAAGCACAGCAAAGAGGAAAAACCGAUUGUCAAGAAGAAACGAUCAUCAAAAGAGUCUUCUUCUGGGCUCGAAGAGGAGCAGUAUUCCAGAGUUACUGAUAAAGAGGUCACGGACGUGUAUAACUUUGGACAAAAACUCGGAGAUGGAAACUUCGCGAUCGUCCGACAGUGCAAGGAUAAGAUCACCCAAAAGGAAUUUGCUAUAAAGAUUAUAGACAAGAGAAAAAUUAGAGGAAAGGAGAAAAUGAUCGAUGACGAGAUAGCGAUCAUGCGACGAUGCCGACAUCCGAACAUCGUCCGACUUUUCGAAGAUUACGACUCGGCUACGGAGAUAUACUUGGUAAUGGAGCUAAUCAAAGGAGGGGACUUAUUCGAUGCCAUCUCUUCCUCUGUCAAGUUCACAGAACAUGUGGCGAAGUCGUAUUUUCGGGACAUGUGCAAAGCGCUGGCGUAUUUGCAUAAGAGGAAAAUUGUACACCGAGAUUUGAAACCCGAAAACCUAUUGGUGCACAAACGCUCUGAUGGACAGACCCACCUCAAACUCGCUGACUUCGGGCUCGCCAUGGAAGUCACUGCGCCUAUAUUUACCGUGUGUGGUACCCCUACAUACGUCGCUCCCGAGAUCCUAGAGGAGAAUGGGUACGGGCUCAAGGUGGACAUGUGGGCAGCGGGUGUCAUCACUUAUAUCAUGCUCUGUGGAUUCCCGCCCUUCCGGAGUCCCAAUCGCGACCAGGAUGAAUUGUUCGACCUGAUCCAGUCUGGUGAGUUCGAGUUCCUGUCGCCUUACUGGGACCCGGUGUCGGACGAUGCGAAGGACCUGAUUUCUACCAUGCUGGUCGUGGAUCCCACCAAAAGGGCCACCGCUGACCAGGUCCUACAGCACCGGUGGGCUCGUCAGAAAAGCCCUACGGUAGAAGAACUGAGCAAGAGAUUGUUAGAAAAUGGAGAUGAGCGAAAGAAGAAGAAGUUCAAAACUGCGGCAAUCGCAAUAAGAGGCGCCAAACGGCUUGAGAAUUUGGUGGUCGACUUUCAUCGAGAAAAGUUUAUAAGUACUUCUUAAUAUAUAUAUAAGUACCAAAACCAUCGUAACAAGAGCCUUAGAGGCGUAUAUAUGCCAUAGAGAAACACACACAUUUGAUUAAACAAUAUCUGAGAAAACAACAGAAUAUUAUAUUUACCCGACAGUUCGAGGGUCUUCAAAGAAAACCUAGAUCUGUAUACCCCAUAAAUUCUGCUUUUGUGCUUCCAAAAUAACGUUCAAAUUAACCGUGCAAGUAUCCCGUUAGAUACAAUAAUUUAUUUCCAAGAAAUGAAGAUAAUAUAAAGAAAGGCAGCUAGACAUUUUUGUAUAAUUUAUAGCGUAUAGGUUUAAGGAUAUUAUUUCAUAAAAAAAUCCUCUUCAUUUAUUCAUACUCAUCGUGUACAAAUUAUGAUUGAGUCGUACUUGUACUUUAUAUAAAAUACCAGAGGUCUAUUUUUGUAAAGAUUGAUUUUACGAAAACCAAUAAAACGUGAAAGUGACUGUCA
Messenger RNA from Nematostella vectensis (starlet sea anemone), 3406 nucleotides. Its product is annotated as serine/threonine-protein kinase DCLK3. The transcript has 2 exons. Bases 648 to 2939 code for a protein of 763 amino acids. The record is from RefSeq and is a predicted model, not a curated record. Gene Ontology annotation, biological process: protein phosphorylation; intracellular signal transduction. Gene Ontology annotation, molecular function: protein kinase activity; ATP binding. NCBI's taxonomy places the organism in Eukaryota, Metazoa, Cnidaria, Anthozoa, Actiniaria, Edwardsiidae.